AUGAGUUACCCACACCACAAAUCGACGAGUGCCUUCGCCCAUGAGAGCUCAGUCAGCAUCAAUCUAGGAAGAAUAGUUUCAAAUUUUGGUGAUUUGAAACCGUAUCUGAUCAUUCGCUCGUGCUUCUGGAAACCCACUGGUCCCUCAGACAACCUAACGGACGACAAGGAAAUACACCCUACAACAGAAUCCCUGUGGCAGCCGAUGAACAGCUGCCUACGCGACGCAGGCGCUAAAAUAUUCAACGCAACUCGACCAUUCACCCAGGCAUUCGAUGAGUUGGUAGUUCGCUUGAUGUAUCCCAAGUUGAGGAUUCCAGUCGCAAUGGCAGAGACUGACGAGUGGAACACACCCCAUACAAGCUCUCCAACUAUCGGGUAG
This is a messenger RNA of Penicillium robsamsonii, 381 nucleotides long. RefSeq lists its product as uncharacterized. The record is from RefSeq and is a predicted model, not a curated record. The coding region runs from base 1 to 381 and encodes 126 amino acids. NCBI's taxonomy places the organism in Eukaryota, Fungi, Ascomycota, Eurotiomycetes, Eurotiales, Aspergillaceae. The transcript is spliced from 2 exons.